Molecule: messenger RNA, 1420 nt
Organism: Lates calcarifer (barramundi perch)
Lineage: Eukaryota; Metazoa; Chordata; Actinopteri; Centropomidae
Gene: mad2l2
Product: mitotic arrest deficient 2 like 2
Exons: 9
Coding region: 119-751 (210 amino acids)
Cellular component (GO): zeta DNA polymerase complex
Source: RefSeq, a predicted model, not a curated record
GAAUGUAAACAACGAAUGAUGUCGGUGUGAUGCGCCAAGAAGCUUUUGAUUUAGCUUUGCUAAGAUUCGGGUCGUAAAUGUAUUCAAGCUGCAGUUGAUUUGUUUCUGGGAAGAAAAUAUGACAACUCUGACAAGACAAGACCUCAAUUUUGGACAAGUUGUUGCUGACAUCCUGUGUGAGUUUCUGGAGGUCGCCAUUCAUCUCAUCCUGUAUGUCCGUGAAGUUUAUCCCUCUGGAAUAUUUCAGAAGAGAAAGAAAUACAAUGUACCUGUGCAGAUGUCUUGUCACCCAGAGUUGAAUCAGUAUAUCCAGGACACACUACACUGUGUAAAGCCACUCAUUGAGAAGAAUGAUGCAGAGAAGGUGGUGGUGGUCAUCAUGGAUAAAGAACAUCACCCAGUAGAGAGAUUUGUGUUUGAGAUUUCCCAACCUCCACUGCUGUCCAUCAGCUCUGACACACUACUCUCACAUGUGGAGCAACUGUUGAGGGCAUUCAUCCUGAAGAUCAGUGUGUGUGAUGCUGUUUUAAAUAAUAAUCCACCAGGGUGUUCAUUUACAGUUCUAGUUCACACCAGAGAUGUUGCCACACGAAACAUGGAGAAGGUUCAAGUCAUCAAGGAUUUCCCAUGGAUAGUUGCUGAUGAGCAAGAAGUUCACAUGCAAGAGCCAAGACUCAUCCCACUGAAGACCAUGACAUCUGACAUAGUAAAGAUGCAGCUCUACGUGGAAGAGAGAGCCCAGAAAACAUAGAUCCUCAUUUUGCAGAGAUGAAGGAUAUCGCUGCACGAGUCGAGUCUGUGACAACACUGAAUCAUGAGCAAAGUACACAAUGCUCUCAGUCUGAGAGAAAGAUGAGUGUUUGUUGAACACUUGGGAUUAUUUAGAGCGAGAUGUUCCUGCAUUAUGCUGCAGUCUGUGCUGAACUGGUAUAUUUGGCUGAUAUUUGUUGUCUGUGAUUAAAACACAUCCCAUACACACAUGCAUGAAUGCAGUUCUUUUAUUAUAGUGUCUUUUGUUUUUUUUGAAUGCAGAUCUUUGCAUUUCCAAUGCCCUCAGCUGUGUUGUAACUUUGCUGUAAAAAUAUUCACUCCCCCAUUUUUCCUUGUGGGCAAAUUGUUUUGCCAACGUUCCCUGAGAAGAAGUAAUGUCAUCACGCACACAGGGAGGUCAGAGGUUAACACAUGUCACUCUGUUUGAAGGAUGGUUUCUAAACCAACCACAUUGUCUCACUGAUCCAUGUCAUAUAAUGGUGUCUACAGCAGCAUCCAGAAUACUGUGUCAAAGUGUGUGUUUACACGAGUACAUUUUGUACCUUCCACUGUUAUGUGACAAAUGCAAAGUUGUGAUUUGCUUUUCAUUUUGUGAAUUAAUAUGUAAAAAGUAUUUUUUAUGUAAUAAAACCUUUUUAAAGCACCAGCA